GCCGGCGCGCCCCUGGGAGGGUGAGCCGGCGCCGGGCCCAGGCCCGGACCUGGUGGGAGGCGGGGGGAGGUGGGGACGAGGCCUGGGGAGGCGGGCCCCGCCCAUCUGCAGGUGGCUGUGAACGCUGAGCGGCUCCAGGCGGGGGCCGGGCCCGGGGGCGGGGUCUGUGGCGCGCGUCCCCGCCACGUGUCCCCGGUCACCGGCCCUGCCCCCGGGCCCUGUGCUUAUAACCUGGGAUGGGCACCCCUGCCAGUCCUGCUCUGCCGCCUGCCACCGCUGCCCGAGCCCGAGUGGUUCACUGCACUGUGAAAACAGAUUCCAGACGCCGGGAACUCACGCCUCCAAUCCCAGACGCUAUGUCCAGCAAAGGCUCCGUGGUUCUGGCCUACAGUGGCGGCCUGGACACCUCGUGCAUCCUCGUGUGGCUGAAGGAACAAGGCUAUGACGUCAUUGCCUAUCUGGCCAACAUUGGCCAGAAGGAAGACUUCGAGGAAGCCAGGAAGAAGGCACUGAAGCUUGGGGCCAAAAAGGUGUUCAUUGAGGAUGUCAGCAGGGAGUUUGUGGAGGAGUUCAUCUGGCCGGCCAUCCAGUCCAGCGCACUGUAUGAGGACCGCUACCUCCUGGGCACCUCUCUUGCCAGGCCCUGCAUCGCCCGCAAACAAGUGGAAAUCGCCCAGCGGGAGGGGGCCAAGUAUGUGUCCCACGGCGCCACAGGAAAGGGGAACGAUCAGGUCCGGUUUGAGCUCAGCUGCUACUCACUGGCCCCCCAGAUAAAGGUCAUUGCUCCCUGGAGGAUGCCUGAAUUCUACAACCGGUUCAAGGGCCGCAAUGACCUGAUGGAGUACGCAAAGCAACACGGGAUUCCCAUCCCGGUCACUCCCAAGAACCCGUGGAGCAUGGAUGAGAACCUCAUGCACAUCAGCUACGAGGCUGGAAUCCUGGAGAACCCCAAGAACCAAGCGCCUCCAGGUCUCUACACGAAGACCCAGGACCCAGCCAAAGCCCCCAACACCCCUGACAUUCUCGAGAUCGAGUUCAAAAAAGGGGUCCCUGUGAAGGUGACCAACGUCAAGGAUGGCACCACCCACCAGACCUCCUUGGAGCUCUUCAUGUACCUGAACGAAGUCGCGGGCAAGCAUGGCGUGGGCCGUAUUGACAUCGUGGAGAACCGCUUCAUUGGAAUGAAGUCCCGAGGUAUCUACGAGACCCCAGCAGGCACCAUCCUUUACCAUGCUCAUUUAGACAUCGAGGCCUUCACCAUGGACCGGGAAGUGCGCAAAAUCAAACAAGGCCUGGGCUUGAAAUUUGCUGAGCUGGUGUAUACCGGUUUCUGGCACAGCCCUGAGUGUGAAUUUGUCCGCCACUGCAUCGCCAAGUCCCAGGAGCGAGUGGAAGGGAAAGUGCAGGUGUCCGUCCUCAAGGGCCAGGUGUACAUCCUCGGCCGGGAGUCCCCACUGUCUCUCUACAAUGAGGAGCUGGUGAGCAUGAACGUGCAGGGUGAUUAUGAGCCAACUGAUGCCACCGGGUUCAUCAACAUCAAUUCCCUCAGGCUGAAGGAAUAUCAUCGUCUCCAGAGCAAGGUCACUGCCAAAUAGACCCGUGUACAAUGAGGAGCUGGGGCCUCCUCAAUUUGCAGAUCCCCCAAGUACAGGCGCUAAUUGUUGUGAUAAUUUGUAAUUGUGACUUGUUCUCCCCGGCUGGCAGCGUAGUGGGGCUGCCAGGCCCCAGCUUUGUUCCCUGGUCCCCCUGAAGCCUGCAAACGUUGUCAUCGAAGGGAAGGGUGGGGGGCAGCUGCGGUGGGGAGCUAUAAAAAUGACAAUUAAAAGAGACACUAGUCUUUUAUUUCUA
Messenger RNA from Homo sapiens (human), 1848 nucleotides. It is a transcript of the gene ASS1, whose product is annotated as argininosuccinate synthase 1. Lineage: Eukaryota; Metazoa; Chordata; Mammalia; Primates; Hominidae. The transcript is spliced from 16 exons. Gene Ontology annotation, biological process: response to peptide hormone; liver development; response to glucocorticoid. Gene Ontology annotation, cellular component: neuronal cell body; perikaryon; cell body fiber. Gene Ontology annotation, molecular function: ATP binding; argininosuccinate synthase activity; toxic substance binding. Bases 357 to 1595 code for a protein of 412 amino acids. The record is from RefSeq and is marked reviewed.